AAUUAUAAUACAUAGAAUAUGUCGCAGAUGUGAUUUUGUUCUCGGUAGUUAGUUAUUCGAACAGAGUCGUUGGUGAUCUUGAUCAUUUUUCAAUCUAAGAAAUUCAAGAUGAAGGUAAUCGCGUGCUUUUUUGUAUGGACGUUGGUAAUGUCAAUGGUUUUGGCCAAUGAUAAUGCGGUUGUACAGAAGAAGAAACAAUUUUCUGAUGAAUGUAAAAAAGAACUGAAAACUAGCGAUGCUGAUUAUGGUAUCUUGGCCAAAGCUGAAGUACCUGCCAACGAAGCUCAAAAAUGUUUGCUAGAAUGCAUCUACAAAAAGUUUGGACUGAUUAAUAAAAAUGGCAAAGUGGACGCUGUAGCUGCAGAAAAAUUGGCCGAAUUGAGAUUCGAAAAAGAUAAGGAGCAUUUGACCAAAGCUAAAGAAGUCAUUAAAAAAUGUCAAACUGAUGCUGACAAAGCAUCUACUACUGAAAAAUGUGUCCUCGGGAAAGUCAUCAGAAACUGUAUUAUAAAAUAUGGUCAAAACACUGCUUUCUUGUUCAAAAAAGCCUAAGGUAAUCUCAGAUGGAUUGACAAUUUAAAGGAAUGGAAGAAUUAUUUAUAAACUCGAAUAGGCCUAUUUAAUAUUAAAAUUAGCAUUAACUUAUUGUUUCAUUCUUGGACUUUUUUUUUUAAAUUUAGUUUGUAGUACAUAUUGAUGCCGGUUUAUUGAUUAUCGAUGCUUUACUUAGUAGGUAAGCUGAUUUUGUUUUGAUUCCAUACGAGUAUUUUUCGUCAUUUUACGUGGAAUCAAUCUCAGGUAGAUAAUGCCACAGUAACAUUGAUAAUAUUUUUCUAAUAAAUAAAAUAUUGCAUUGCAACAAUA
Molecule: messenger RNA, 864 nt
Organism: Planococcus citri (citrus mealybug)
Lineage: Eukaryota; Metazoa; Arthropoda; Insecta; Hemiptera; Pseudococcidae
Product: general odorant-binding protein 19d-like
Exons: 7
Coding region: 109-552 (147 amino acids)
Molecular function (GO): odorant binding
Source: RefSeq, a predicted model, not a curated record